UUUCCCCAUCGUCCCGCCGUUUCCCACUUCCAGCGUCCGUCUCUCUUUCUCUCGCUCUCUCCUCCAGCCUUCUCCCCCAAGCUUUAGGGCAAUCUCUCCCUUCCUUCUUUCCUUCCCGGAGUGAAACGGGCAAUUCCCCCUCGACGCCGAUCGCCCAUUCCGGCAAUCAGCCUGAAGCCUCAACCUGAAAGAAGAUAACGAGACCGGGACAGCUGGGAAGAGAAUCCAUGAAAAGAUGCUAGCUGCCGCCGCGGCGUUGGCUUCAUCAACUAGCUCCCGAGAUUCCGGAUCGCCAUGUCGAGACAGUGGUUGUGGAGCGGAACUUCUAGGUAGGUUUUCCAGGGGACCCAGAUUUUUGACAUUUGGAGCCAUUAAGAGGAUUGCAAGUUCAGUUGCUGAAAGCCAGAGCAAUAGCAUUUCAGGGUAUAAGAGGUGUCAUCUUGCUUGUCAGAGCCUUCUACUUGACCAUCUUGUUUACCCCAAGCAUAGUCAUGGCAACCAUUUGUUGACUUGUUUGGACCAGGAUUCAGGCGCUAUUGGCUUCAUGUCGUCCUUCGAACACUUGAAAGAGCAGGGUUUGAGGAACUUCCUGUGGCAUCUGGAAGUAUCGCUCAGGUGCAUCGGCAUCUUUGAGAUUCAGAGAUUUCACUAUCAUCAAUGUGGUAGCAAGAUGUCGAGAUUUGUCCCGGCUUUGAAUUGGUUGAGAUUGGAUGAAAGUGUACAGCAGUUUGCAGUUUUUAUGAUGUCUCAAGUUGAUCUUGCUAGGGAGGCUGCUCACUUGAGCAGGUUGACAACUUUAUCCAUGCAGACAUGCAUCCUGGGAAUAUUCUUGUGCGGGUGGCGUCUCAGACCAAGCCCUCUGGGAAAAAAACGGCUUUUCAAGUCAAAGCCUCAUGUCGUUUUCCUUGAUGUAGGCAUGACCGCUGAACUUUCGAAGAACGACAGAGUGAAUCUACUUGAGUUUUUCAAGGCUGUUGCUCGCCGAGAUGGACGCACUGCAGCAGAAUCUGCAUUGCUGUUAUCGAAACAGCAGAAUUGUCCUGAUCCGAAGGCUUUCAUAGAGGAAGUGGAAGAGGCAUUCACAUUCUGGGGAACUCCAGAAGGAGAUUUGGUUCAUCCUGCUGAAUGCAUGCAGGAACUACUCGAGAAAGUAAGACGACAUAAGGUCAACAUUGAUGGUAAUGUCUGCACUGUCAUGGUGACAACUUUGGUUCUCGAGGGAUGGCAAAGGAAGCUGGACCCCGCAUACAAUGUGAUGAAAACGUUACAGACGCUGCUUCUUCGAGCUGAUUGGGCCAAGUCCCUAUCUUACACGAUCGAAGGGUUGAUGGCCCCAUAGAAGAGAAAGAAGGUUAUUACAGGUUGGAAACAAUUUUGUAAGUGUUUAGGACCACAAAAGAGUUCACUUGCAGUCUAAGAAAUAACGAUAACUCUCUCAGGGAUGUAUCCAUCCCUCCUGAAGUUUUAGAUGAUUCUUUGUAAUUUCCUUCUACCUUUAGGAAUUCUUCCUUUUCUUCUUUGUUUACUUCUCACUUUUUUCUUCUUUUGUUUCCCAUUUCUUUCUGGGUCUUUUUGCCUGUACUUAAUUCGAUCGGUUUUUCCAGACAAAGGAAGAGCAACAGAGAAAGUAAAGAGAAAAUAAGUGAUGCUAUUUCUUUUAGUAUAUCAUCUCUUACCCUAGGAAGAACUAAAUCUUCCCAUUUAUACGUGUAAAUCCUGUGCCUAAUAUCCCAUUCCAUUCAUCAUAUUGGUUGUAAAAACUGUAAUAAAUUAUGUCGCUUCGUUUCUGUGGUUGUAUCAGAUUGAGAGAGGGAUGCAUGC
Molecule: messenger RNA, 1821 nt
Organism: Linum tenue
Lineage: Eukaryota; Viridiplantae; Streptophyta; Magnoliopsida; Malpighiales; Linaceae
Source: the annotation of a GenBank genome assembly